Colius striatus (speckled mousebird) is the source of this 657-nucleotide messenger RNA. It is a transcript of the gene DUSP29, whose product is annotated as dual specificity phosphatase 29. Bases 1 to 657 code for a protein of 218 amino acids. Gene Ontology annotation, cellular component: cytoplasm. The record is from RefSeq and is a predicted model, not a curated record. Gene Ontology annotation, molecular function: MAP kinase phosphatase activity; protein tyrosine/serine/threonine phosphatase activity. The transcript has 3 exons. Gene Ontology annotation, biological process: protein dephosphorylation; negative regulation of MAPK cascade. NCBI's taxonomy places the organism in Eukaryota, Metazoa, Chordata, Aves, Coliiformes, Coliidae.
AUGGACCAGAUGUCAUCAGCAAGUUCCAAUGCUGGCAAGAAAAAUGCAUACACAGCAAUCAGAGCAGAUCCUGAUGAGGAUUACUGCACCCCAGGGGCAUUCGAACUGGAGCGGCUCUUCUGGAAAGGAUGCCCCAAGUACACUCACGUCAACGAGGUCUGGCCCAACCUCUACAUUGGAGAUGAGAAGACGGCGCUGGACCGGUACAGCCUGGAGAAGGCGGGUUUCACACACAUCCUCAACGCCGCCCACGGCCAGCGCAACGUGGACACGGGGCCAAAAUACUAUCGUGACAUGACUGUGGAGUACCACGGAGUGGAAGCAGAUGACCUCCCCACUUUCCAGCUCAGCCAGUUCUUUUACUCAGCUUCUCAGUUCAUUGACAAUGCGCUCCAGGAUGAAAGAAACAAGGUUCUGGUUCACUGCGCGAUGGGUCGCAGCCGCUCAGCCACGCUGGUCUUGGCUUACCUGAUGAUCUACAAGAACAUGACCGUAGUGGAUGCCAUCGAGCAAGUAUCAAGACACCGAUGUAUCUUGCCAAACAGGGGCUUCCUGAAGCAGCUGAGAGAACUGGACAUAGCGCUGGCACUGCAGAGGAGGAACAGCAAGAACAGCCUCCCGUCUGAGGAGGGCGAUGGCAGCAGCAGCACCACCUAA